Messenger RNA from Beauveria bassiana ARSEF 2860, 1668 nucleotides. RefSeq names its product para-nitrobenzyl esterase. The transcript is spliced from 2 exons. Lineage: Eukaryota; Fungi; Ascomycota; Sordariomycetes; Hypocreales; Cordycipitaceae. The record is from RefSeq and is a predicted model, not a curated record. The coding region runs from base 1 to 1668 and encodes 555 amino acids.
AUGGUCAAGCUCACUUACACCGGCACUGUGUUGCUCUGGUAUCAAGCAGCCUUGUCCGCCGCCCUCGCGGUGAGGGACAACGGUCGCCCUACCGCGACAAUCGACUCGGGUAUCCUCGUCGGCGCGUCUGUAUCGGAGCCGACAGUGUCCUCGACCGUCAACCAGUUUCUCGGCAUCCCUUAUGCAAAGCCGCCGACAAGAUGGAAGCUGCCCGAGAAGCCGGACAGCUGGCAAGACGCGCGCGAUGCUAGCCAAUUCGGCAAUGCCUGUUAUCAACAGCUACUUUCAGGUGCAAAGAACGCAGAACUCCUCAAGAAAUAUUUCAACACGCCUCCAGCCUCGGUCCCCGACAGUGAAGACUGCUUAUAUCUGAACGUAUUUGCGCCCGAGGCCGCACACCCUGGCUCCAAUAAACCUGUCAUGUUCUGGAUUCAUGGCGGCACCGAUGCAUCCGGUACUGCGGCACUUCCUCAAUAUGAUGGUACAAAUUUGGCUGGGAAUCAAGACGUGAUAGUCGUCACUAUCAAUUACCGCCUGAACCUGUUUGGCUUUCCUACCUCUCCCGACAUUCCGCCAGCAGAACGAAAUCUCGGUUUACAUGAUCAACGUUUGGCACUUGACUGGGUCCAGCGUAAUAUCCGGUCUUUCGGUGGUGAUCCUAAUCGGGUCACCCUCUUUGGACAGAGCUCAGGGGCCAGAAGCGUGGAUAAUCUUAUAACGGCGCCCCCCAAUCCAGUACCUUUUGCGGCUGCUAUUUUGCAGUCCACUGAGCCAGAACUCUCCACGGCCGACCGGGAUAAGGAAAAGGCCGCGUGGGACACGCUACUCUCUGACGCCGACUGCAAAUCUGCGGCCGACAAACUCGCAUGCCUGCGCGAGAUCCCAGCAUCAGCCUUGAUCGACAUUGCCGAAGCCAAAGGUCUCAGCUUCACUGCUUCCCCUGAUGGCGGUGUGACGUUUGCCAACUCCAUGCCCGGAAAACGUGCCGCAUCCUUCAUCGAUCGCAAGGCCAUCGCUCGCGUGCCCCUCUUGAUUGGCUCCAAUGCCGACGAGGCAUCGCCGUUUUUGACCGGCGGUGUGACGCUCGAUGACAUAAUGGCUGGAUUUCUCGGAGCCACGACAGCCAGACUGUUCCUUGCAACUUUUCGUCCCAGAUACAAAGGCUUUCCCAGCCCGCAAAAGCGCGACGAGACGCUCAUCACCGACUUCAUCUACACCUGCCCGACAGCCCGACUUGCCGGCGAUUCCAAAUUUGUCAGGAUUCCGACGUGGCGCUACUUUUACAACGCGAGCUUCGCCAACACGGAGCUCUUUCCCGGCAGCGGCGCCUAUCACUCGGCCGAGAUACGGCCCAUCUUUGCAUUCUAUCCCGAAGAGAGUGCCACGCCCUUUGAAAAGGACAACUCGCGAGUGAUCCAAAAAGCAUGGGCUAAUUUCGCUAGAAAUCCGGCCGCGGGACCUGGCUGGGAUUCGGCGCCUUCGGUGCAGCUGCUGGGCGGCGGUGCGACCCCGGGAGAGAAUGAUCAAAACCGCGUCGUGUCGGCGACGGUUGAGGCCAACGUGGUGGAUUCCCGCUGCGGCCUGUACAAGUCUAUUUAUGACGCUAUACAAACAUCGGGGAUCAUGAGGGAUGCUGUUGAUACGGCUAUUAGGCAAAGUCGCGAAUAG